Molecule: messenger RNA, 846 nt
Organism: Salvelinus sp. IW2-2015
Lineage: Eukaryota; Metazoa; Chordata; Actinopteri; Salmoniformes; Salmonidae
Product: myeloid-associated differentiation marker-like protein 2
Cellular component (GO): membrane
Source: RefSeq, a predicted model, not a curated record
AUGUGUAAACACUUCAAGAGUCUGCCCAACAUCUUGCGGCUGCUGGAGAUCAUACUGUGUACGUUAGCCUUGGUCAUCCCUAUGUUCAGGGGUAGGAUGGUGAACCCAUAUGGCAUCUACUGCGAGUUCAUCUGGGUCUUCUGUGUCAUUGUGGCUGUGGUCCUACUGGUGUCCGAGAUCAUGCUAUUGCACAUUCUCCUGCCCAACUGGGACGACCUUGUUUGCGGUCUGACCAUGCUGUGCACGCUCAUGGUCGCCGCCGCCACGCUCAUUUUCGCCAUCGUCUUUGGCUGCCUGUCAUGUUUCAGCAGUGUCUUCUGCAUCAUCUUCUCAUUGGCCGCUACCGUGGUCUUCCUGGUGGACAGCGUCAAGAGAAAAAUGAAAUGUCCAAAGGGCUAUCUAUCAAACCUGAGGGGUAUUCUGAGAUUCACAGAGGCCGUCCUGGCUUGCAUCAUCCUCGCCGGCGCCACCAACUACUUCCUGGGUGUGGAAAGCGAAUUCCGCCCACCCGCCAUGUUCUGGUGCAUUGUAGUCUAUGUAGUCUGUCUUCCUGUGACCGUUCUCAUCAUACCRAUCCAUCUGUGCAGUCUACUUGAAAGCCUCAUCUCCUGUAUUGGGAUGGAUCUGUUGGAGCUGGUGUUUAACAUAGUGGCUGUGGUGUUGUACCUGUCUGCCGUCAUCCUCUGGCCUGUCUUCGGUUACAAGCACUACCGUGAGUACAAUCCACCAAACUGUGACAACUGUCGCCAUGACAACCUGGAUGUGGUAACUGUGGGGACCAUUGCCAAUCUCAUCCUCUACGUCGUGGACUUGGUUUUCACCAUCUUGGCUCGACUGAAAUCCUAA